AGCGCACGCGUACGCCCAACCACGCCGAAUGAACUAAGCUCCGUUUGUUUACCAACACGAUCGUACCGUGAGAACUACCACUUCUGUGCCGUGUAUGCUAAACUAUUGGAUAAAAGUCAUAUAACUCGUCCCUUACUAAACCGAUUAAAUCGCGUGAUUAAAUAUUCAAUUUGAUGACUUUCUGUUAGUGAGAUGUCAACGCCUCGACCCUUUAAUAAGCCGUCGCCGCCAGUUUAUGCGCUUCGGCGACCAUAAAUAACGAACAUAAUGUGACAGAUACAUUUGUAGCGGUCGCAUUUUAAAAGUGUUCGAGCGAUCCUGCGAAAUGAAGUUCUCAGUAGUUAUUGUUUAUGUUAUCGCGCUGGCGAUCUUCGUCGCCGGCGAGAUCAGGAUCAAAGGCAAAGUGAGAAAAAGGUUCACGCCACACAGGAGGCACCGGGCUGCGCAGCCGCCGUGCAGCUUCAACGAGACGAUCAUUGAGGACGAGUGGUCGUUGAUGGAGGCGAUAGGGAAGUCGAAGUACAUAUUUACUGGGAAGGUUUUGAAUGUGAAGAAGGUUAAGUUAGAGGAUGGGAGCAGGUCGAAUAUGUAUAGGGUGUAUUUGCGUCGAGUGUUGAAGGGGAAGUUGGGUGAUAUGCGGAUGUUUGUGAAGGUGGAGGGGUCGGAGGAGACCCUGAGUGGUUCGACGCUGGUGGUGGAGCGGCCUCGUGCGAAGGAGACGUGUGCGCCGGGCCCGCGUCCGCGGCUCUCUGCCAUCUUCCUGAGCAGCGGAGAGUACACUGCUGGAAGAGGACCGACGCCGCGGCUGAAGCUGCUGACCGAUCCGGUGCCCUUGACGCUGUACCAUCUGGACAGGAUCAAUGCUGCUGUUAAAGAUUUACAUUAUCAGCCAAGACCUCCCGCUCCUGAAGAAGCAUGCGAAAAGACCUUCUGUCGUUGGGGCGCGGAGUGCGUUUCCCUCGGCGAUGGGCGCGCUCACUGCGCCUGCCCUACCACUUGCCCGUCCAGUCCUUCGCCAGUCUGCUCCACUGCUGGCAGAACGUAUCGCAACCAUUGCUACUUGAGAAAGGAGGCCUGCGAAAGAAGACUCAAUCUACGAGUCAAGCAUGAGGGAGAGUGUGAAGCUGGGGACCCGUGCAGUGGUGUGGCGUGUCCUCCUGGUGCGAGGUGUAUAGUCACCAGUAGUCAAGCAGAGUGCCGGUGUCCCAGGAGUUGUCAGAGGAGGAAGCCAGUGUGUGGCACUGAUGGCAAGGAGUACCCGUCUGCGUGCCACCUGGAUAAGCAAGCGUGCGAAAAUCAGCACAAUAUUACUAUCAAGUAUCAGGGAAAGUGUGAUCCAUGUUCUGAACACGAAUGCGCCGAUGGCAGUAUUUGCCAGCUGAACGAAAUGCGCGUGCCGACUUGUCGCUGCGGGCCGCCCUGCGACUUAAUCGCACGACCUGGAUCAGCUGUCUGCGGCUCGGACUACAAAGAUUACCCUAGCGAAUGCUCGCUACGAAGAGAGUCAUGUCGCACACGACAACAGCUGACAAUCGCGUACAGGGGCGAAUGCGCUUCAGCCCAACACCCAUGCGACUCAGUAAAAUGCGGUGUCCGGGAGCGCUGUACACUCGACGCGCGAGGGGUAGCCGUCUGCGGCUGCGGUCCGGACUGCGAGCCGAUCGUCCGGCCCGUUUGCGGCUCGGACGGCCGGACGUAUGACAGUGCGUGCUUCUUGGAUAGACAAGCGUGCUUGGACAAUAAGGAUAUUAGGGUGGCGUAUAUUGGACCAUGUGGUUCGGAAAACCCAUGCGCUCGCGCAACGUGUCCCUGGGGCGGCGCGUGCGUUUCCCGCGGCGGUACUGCGCAGUGCGCGUGCCCUGUUUGCGACGCGACUUUAGCUCCCAUCUGUGCGUCUGAUCACAACACUUAUGGAAGCGAGUGCAAGAUGAGAAUGCACGCGUGUCAAGAAGGAAUCAAGGAAGGGGAGUUGCGUGUGCUUUAUAAUGGAACCUGCCAAUCGUGCGUGGAUAUAAUCUGUCAGGGCGGAGGCGAUUGCGGAGUAGAUAUGGAAACGGGUCGCCCUAUUUGUCGCUGUAACCACAACUGUACGGAAUCACAGGACUCGGAUGCGGUCUGCGCGAGCGACGGUCAAACGUACCCUUCUCAGUGCGAACUCGACUCGACGGCGUGUCGCGAGCAGAGCGACUUGCGGUUGGCGUACAAGGGCGACUGCGCACUAUGCGAAGGUGUCCAGUGUUCCUUCGGGGCACACUGUUCAGCAGGCGAGUGCAUUUGUCCCACUGACUGCACUGGAGCAGCUAGAGAACCAGUGUGCGGUAGCACCAUGCAAACUUAUCCAAACGAGUGCGAACUCCAAAAAGCCGCUUGUAGACUACCUCCACCUGCCACGCUACAUGUUAUCUUCUACGGAGACUGCAAAGACAGACUGGCUGUCGUUCCACCUAUCGCUAUGACCACGACCGCGAUGACCACUACUGAGGCGGAGGAAGGGUCGACGGAUUCAUUGGGUGCGACGGAACUGGGCGGUACCUCCAGUCCCUCAGCUUGCCGCGACAUCCGUUGUGAUUUUGGCGCGAGCUGCGAAAUUGGUGCAGAUGGAUACCCUCGGUGUUCUUGCCUCUUCGAAUGCCCGCAUGAGAUCGAAUACUUCCCAGUCUGCGCUUCGGACUUCAGAUUGUACUCGAGUCUGUGUGCGAUGCGCAAAGAGGGCUGUCAGAAACAACUGGAACUGCGCUUGAGACCUUUGGAUCUUUGUAAAGGUAUGGAGGUGAGGCCUUGUGGAAAUAACAAAGCAAUGAUCGAUCCAAUAACCGGCAUUGAGAUAGACUGUGGGAAUGGUCCGCAUCGCCAGGAUUGUCCUGCCGGCACCUAUUGCCAUAUCACGCUUACUGCAGCAAGGUGUUGCCCUAAAAAUGACUCAAGGCAGAUGGAAGAAAAGCGAGUGAUGCACUGUUCAGAGAGUGCGUACGGGUGUUGUUCGGACGGGUUGACAGUGGCGACGGGGCCUAAUGAGGAGGGUUGUCCAAUUACAAGUUCGACCUGCGGCUGUAACCGACUCGGGUCGGUGUCGGACCGCUGCGAUGACGACGGGCAGUGCUCGUGUCGCCCCGGCGUGGGUGGACUAAAAUGCGACCGAUGCGAACCCGGCUAUUGGGGACUACCAAGGAUUGGCACUGGACAUACUGGAUGUAUACCCUGUGGCUGUUCAGCAUUCGGGUCAGUGAGGGAGGACUGUGAACAGAUGACGGGCCGUUGCGUGUGCCGGGCUGGUGUGCAAGGACAGAAAUGCACAGUGUGCGCUGACCACCGAAGAAGACUGGGUCCAAAUGGAUGUUCUGAUCCCGAGAGCGGAGGUGUGGUUGGCUCUUGUUCCGAGCUGUCGUGCUAUUUCGGCGCAGUGUGCACUGAACGCACGGGAGGAGCAUUGUGCGAGUGCGCUGCUGCACCGUGCCCCGACACUGAGAGCAACAUGCUGGUAUGUGGCAGUGACGGCAAGACUUACGAGUCCGAGUGCCACCUUAAACUGCAAGCUUGUCGUACGCAAGAGGACAUUGUAGUCCAAGCAUUUGGACCCUGCAAGUUGAGUGAGAUCGCUGGAACUGCUGGUCCUCCUCGACCGUCCUCACCAAUUCAGUUCACCCAACAAGAUGACGGUGCAGCCUCUAAAUCCACCAGACACCUCCUCAACCCAGAUAAAUACUACAACAAGUAUGAUUGGACGCGAAAAGAAACCCCCAGUGACUUCGAUAGCGUGAUCUCCGGGCAAAAGUUUAAAGGUUCGCAAACAGCCACGACAGCAACUGUGGGUGCAGUGGGCGCUUUGCUAGGAGAUCUGUGCGCAAGCGACGAAGACUGCUCUGCGUUGCCCGGCGCCCACUGUGCGAGGGGCGGCUGCGAGUGCCGCCCUGGGUACGCGCCCACUGUGCACAGGAAGGCUUGUGUUGAAGAAACCACACAAGAGACUACCGAAGAAUACAGCGCGUGUCUAUCCGAGCCUUGCUACAACCUAGGCACGUGCAUCGACCUGCCCGGUUCUACUUACACCUGCGUGUGCGCCGGGCCUUACACUGGCCUUAACUGCGAAUCCUUGGCGAAGGACAGCUUACCCGGAUCAUACAUCGAAACCCCAUCCUUUGACGGCUCCUCGUAUAUUCGCCUUAAGCCACUAAAGGCUUACCACAAGUUGAACAUCGACAUUGAGUUCAAAGCGUUCGCAGAGAACGGGGUUUUAUUGUACAAUCAGCAGAAACCCGACGGCACCGGCGAUUUUGUGUCGCUGGCUUUGGUUAAUGGAUAUUUAGAGUUUAGGUACAAUUUGGGGAAUGGGCCGAUAAUUCUUACGUCUCUGGAGAAAAUUUCAUUGAACGAAUAUCAUAAAGUAUCAGCGAAACGGUACCAUCGCGACGGAAUCCUCUCGGUGGACGAUAUGGAGGACGUAGCCGGCCAAUCCAAUGGGCACUUGAAGGCAUUAGAUUUAGCUGAAGACGCUUAUAUUGGAAAAGUGCCCACCAACUAUUCCAGGGUUUUCGAUAACAUCGGCACUCGUAGCGGAUUUAUUGGGUGCGUUAAGUACUUGAGGAUAAUACGUCAUCAAGUGACAAAGAAAUUGGGGAGGCCAGACUCAUUAGUGGUGGAUAUAGCGAACGUUCGAGAAUGCCAGUCCAGUCCUUGUGUGAGCAUGCCUUGUAAGAACGGGGGUACAUGUACUGGUGUGGAAGGAUCGGCGACGGAAUAUACUUGUGAAUGCCCUAUCGGAUUCCAAGGAGGCAAUUGUGACGAGAGAUUAGAUCCGUGCGAGUCGAAUCCCUGUGGAUAUGAUGAGGGGCUAUUGUGUGACAUCGGGUCGGACGGGGGCCACGUCUGCCGCUGUUUGUUUGGGGGGGAGAUUGGCUCGAACGGAAAUACGUGCAAUAAUGACGUAAACGUAGUCCAAGAGACGUGGUCCCCUCAAUUCAACGGAACGAGCUACAUCGAAUUACCGCCACUCGAAGGGCUAGGGAAAGCGUUCCGCAUCGAAAUCUGGUUUUUAACGAACCGAUUCUCGGGGAUGCUCCUUUACACCGGCCAGUCUAAUAAUAAAGCCAAGGGGGAUUUUGUAGCGAUUAACUUAGUUAAUGGGUACCUACAGUUUAGGUACAAUUUGGGGAGCGGCGUCGCUAAUAUCACGUCUCCAGUACCAAUAACGAAAGGAAGAUGGCACAGAGCUAGGAUCACGCGGACUGGACGCCAUGGGAGUCUACAGCUGGACCACCACCCUACUCAGAGGGGACACUCCGCACCCCCAUUGACGCACCUUGAACUGACGCUGCCUCUCUUUAUUGGAUCUUUACCGGCUUACAUCCGCCCUCACAAAAUGUCAGGCGUGACCAGCAGUUUCAUAGGCGCCGUGCAACAGGUCUUCGUGAAUGGGAACCCCCUGUCGCUGUAUGAUGGGGGGACAGCUAGAUGUGCGAUUGUGCAAGAGGAAGAACGUCUUCCGUGCGCCACAAGUGGAGUCACGAAGUAUACUGGCCCGCCGUGCGGUGAUGGUCUGACUCCAUGCAAGAAUAAUGGGUCGUGUAUUCCAUUGCUGAACGAGUAUAAAUGCAUAUGCCAAGACGGGUUCCAAGGGAGGAACUGUGAGGUGCAGAUGGUUGAGAUGUUGAAUGAUAGAAUGCCGAUCAACUUUGAUGGGAAUAGCUACUACUCGUACAGGAGUAAAGGGAAUCGCAGGAAUCGCAACGCCCGCGGCAUUAGGUACGAAAUUAAAUUUCGCACUUCAAACGACUCUGGUCUCUUAAUGUGGAGACGUAAGAUCGGGAUUCGCCCUCGAGACUUCAUCGGACUGGGCCUUAGUGAAGGGAAGCUCCAGCUCAUUUACACUGAUACUGAUGUGAAGGAGCUGAACUCUGCUACUCAUGAGGACUGGUUCCAAUGUGUGGAGUCGAAGGUCAGGGUGGAUGAUGGCAUGUGGCAUACAGCUGUGGUGAGGAGGAGGAAGCGGCUGGCUAUGCUUCAGGUGGACGACAGGCCACCAGUUAGGGGGUACUCGCAGUCGCUGCUGAUACCCUCGAAGUCGAACCCCAAGCUUUGGAUUGGGGGCUCCCCAACGUUGCCUCUCGGACUGCCGCCCGCGCUUUACACCGGACUACGCGGCUGCGUCGCCAGCGUAAAGGCCAGCGGCCGACACAUCGACAUCAGCGCGCCCAUACGACCAGCGACCACGAUACGACACUGCGAUUGAACGAUUAUCACGAAUUCGGUGGUUGACUGUGUGGUGUAAAGACCGUUCUAUAUUUGAAUUUGAAAUUUGGACAGUAAAAUGUUUUUCACACCAAGGUAAAAGACCUUUUUUAAUUGGUAUUUUAAAAAUGGAACUUUUUUGUUUCUUGCCCAAAUAUAAAAUGUGUUUUUGUCAUAGAUAAUUAUCACACAGCCAACUACCCCAUUUUUAAAUGGAAAAAGUCAUUGUAAAUGUAAAACUAACGUGAGAUACUUAAAGUAUUAUCUAGCUUUGCGUUCUAGCAUUUAAAAGUACCUGUUGAAGUACCUACCGAUACAUAUCUGUUCCGUUCGGUUAAACUGUUUAUCGUCAAAGAGAUAUCAAAAGAGAUGAGUACUGGACGUGGAAAAUAAGUAUUCAUAUCUUUAACCAAAAUAAUAUGUUGCCAUAAUACAUUAUGUUGUAGUUUUAGGUUUCGAGGUGCGUUUACAUGGACUUAUUUUCCGGAAAAUUGUCGGAAAAUUUCAUGUUUCGUAAAUCUGCAGGGAUAUCAGCGGAAAAUCGGCCUGUGUAAACGCACCCUGGAUAGGGUAUAACCAAUUUUAUCUUUGUAAAUCGGUGCUCGGAUUACACAUCAGAGGUAUAAUAAAAAGAGGAUUAUAACCAGUACGUAAGUACAGAAAAAUGAAAAAAGACUCUCAAUAUUUUGUUGUUAUUACUAGCAAAAAUAUAUAUUAUCUAGAUAGUAGUGUUAGCCUGUUAGUUUUCCUUACGUGAAGCAAAAUGGCUGAAAUGUGGUAAGAUAAUUUUUAAUAUUUUUUCAGUGUUAAACGGGCUUUAAUACCAACAUUCCAAUUUUCCUAUAUUUCGUUUUUGAAGUGAUAUAACGACAAGUGAGAGUUUAAUUUACGCCUUUUUUAUUCCACUUAAAUCAUUCCUUUUUACAAUAAAAUAUAUUUUAUAGUAAGAGACAGUGCCAUAGUAAUUGUACAGUAGCUACAUUUUUAGUUUUACAGCCAUAAACUUAGAUAAGGAUAAUUUAAACAUUCCCUUUUAAAACACAAAAGUAUAAUUUGCAAUAAUAGGUAACUUAUUUUUAAAUCAAUUUCCGAUUGUACAAAUUCACUCUCAAUGGUUUAAUUUAGCCAUUACAUUUAUAUUAUUUACCUAUCCCGUAAUUUAGUUAUUUAUUUAUGCCAUUUUUUGUAAUAUAAUGUACAUAACUUAGAAUAGGUUUUUUUACAAGCCGCUUUUCUUUUACAAUGAACCGAAAAAAUCUAUCAAUAUAAAUAAUGAAAUUGUCAAGUAACAGCUCUAGGCAGAUGUUUCAUAUGUUAUGUACGAACGUUUGUUAUAAGUGAAAUAUAACGAAUUUGAAAUUUAUUUCUAAGCGUGUAUAUUAACAAUCCUUAAUGUUAUGUAUAGAGAAAUAUUGAUAGCCUAGAUCAAAUUUAGGUAAUUUCGUUCGAAUUUUUUUACACGCUAAUGCGAAGCGCUCUUAAAUAAAUUUAAAAUGCUAAGUUGUCUUUUCUACAUUUCGUCUAGUGGACUAUUUGUAAAGUAUUAUACCUAAAUACUAAUUAAAAUAAAACAAUGACAAUAUUAAAAUAUGUAUAUCAACAUGGCGUUAGAGUUACGUUUUUCGUGUUAGACUCGCUUCGUGUUCAACGGAACAUAUCCUGAUUAAAUGAUAUUUAGGUACACCCUACUCGGACUCGUUCGGAGCAAGACGGGUGAGUUGUGGUACGAAUAAGGUGUCUGUUCUGUAACUACGCUAAGUAAGGUUUCUUUAAAAACUACGUGUUCUCUAUUUCAACUUUCGUUCUUCAUUUGUUUUUUUUUUAUAAAAAGUUUAUUUUGAACUCUAAAAUUGAAACUGAAACGUAUUCUAGAAUACAGUAAAAAAGCUAGCGUUCCAAAUUCAAAUCUAGCUUCAAUUCCGGUUAAGCGUUCAUAUAGGAUUUGCAAUCCGCACUGGCUUCGAUUGCGUACUGUUUUUAUAUUUUUUUCUUAUUUACUAUUUCAUGCGCGAUGCAAUAUUUGUGAACGUCAGAAUGGCGGGUGUAUGAUCAUAGAAAUAUCAAAAUAAAUACGAUUAAUUAAUACCUGAGGUGUACCUUGGUGUACCUUUAGUUAUUUAUUUUGUACUUCUCUAAUAUGGGAGCAAUUACAAUUGCAAAAUGAGCCGCCAACCUGAUAUCAGGUUGGCGGGUGUAUGCUGAAAUUGGACGAAACAGGUAAGUUAUGGUUUUCUUAUAUUUAUCAUUAUUUAGUACCUGAGAUGUACCUCACAAAAAAUGAAUAUGAACCAAAUGCGACGAAUAAUUAAGGAGAAAAUCGAUACGAAAAAUUUGAUGUCCACCUUUUUUUGAUGGCCACCAUUUUUUAUAAGAAGUUAGAAAGUUGAUACCGACACAGAUAAUACAUACCGUAGUAUUUUUAAAGUCUGUUUUUUAUGGCACGCACACUUUUGCAUUUGCCAACGCCAUUAAUUUGCUAAAAUCAAAAAGUUAGUAUUGAUAGUAGCGCCCUCCUGCAAAUGUCAUAAAUAAGGUUGUCCAACGUGGCAACAAUCGGAACUAAUAAUCGAGACAUCGUCUUCCUCUUCUUCAAAUUUUAUUCUCUUCUUUUUUUCCUCUCCUGUCCUUCUUCUGUUUCUCUUAUUUGUAAAAUAAGAAGAAAUAAGACGAAAAAAUAAAGAGAUAACAAAAAAAGAUGAGAAAAGAAUAAAAAGAUACAAGGCAAAAAAAUAAGAAGAUAAUAAUAAGAAGAAGAACGUGAGAAGAUGAAGAGUCGAAGAAGAAGAGGAAGAAACAAAGAAGAGAAACAGAAGAAGAAGAGAAGAAGAAUAGAAGAUGAAGAAGAAGAGAUGAAAAGAAGAAAAAAAUAAUAUUAGAAGAAGAAGACUGUCCCGAUUAUUAGUUCCGAUUGUUGCCACGUUGGACAACCUUAUUUAUGACAUUUACAGGAGGGCGCUACUAUCAAUACUAACUUUUUGAUUUUAGCAAAUUAAUGGCAUUGGCAAAUGCAAAAGUGUGCGUGCCAUAAAAAACAGACAAAAAAUACUACGGUAUGUAUUAUCUGUGUCAGUAUCAACUUUCUAACUUGUUAUAAGAAAUGGUGGACAUCAAAUUUUUCGUAUCGAUUUUCUCGGUAAUUAUUCGUCGCAUUUGGUUUAUAAUAAUAUAUUUGUGAGGUACAUCUGAGGUACUAAAUAAUGAUAAAUAUAAGAAAACCAUAACUUACCUGUUUCGUCCAAUUUCAGCAUACACCCGCCAACCUGAUAUCAGGUUGGCGGCUCAUUUUGUAAUUGUAAUUGUUCCCGUCUUAGGGAGGUACAAAAUUAAUAACUAAAGGUACACCAAGGUACAUCUCAGGUAUUAAAAAUUCAUAUUUAUAUUAUUCAAUUCUGUGACCAUACACCCGCCAUUCUGACGUUCACCAAUAUUUAGUGCGAAUAGAUGGAUGAAUCGCUAUGCAUAUUGGAAACACAACUUCGUACCGCAAUUCAUUGUUAAAAGAAAACCGUGGAAAUUAUAUAGUUGUUACGUGCUUGAUAGAUGCUUCACAUCUGUAUGAUAUUGACUUCGAAUGAGCGGAGUAGGGCUCUCAGCAAUAAUAAACUAAUGAUACCUCGUAUCACUGGUUCUAACAUUAUCUUCCAGUCCAAUUUGUUACGCAAUGUGUGUUUUGAUGUAACUAUCUUAGUUUAAUGAAUACAAAAUGAUAAAUUAAAUGAGACUGCAAACAGUAAA
Molecule: messenger RNA, 9960 nt
Organism: Ostrinia nubilalis (European corn borer)
Lineage: Eukaryota; Metazoa; Arthropoda; Insecta; Lepidoptera; Crambidae
Product: agrin-like
Exons: 26
Coding region: 326-6226 (1966 amino acids)
Biological process (GO): anatomical structure development
Molecular function (GO): protein binding; calcium ion binding; extracellular matrix binding
Source: RefSeq, a predicted model, not a curated record